This is a messenger RNA of Vespula vulgaris, 3246 nucleotides long. RefSeq names its product translation initiation factor eIF-2B subunit delta (gene eIF2Bdelta). The record is from RefSeq and is a predicted model, not a curated record. The transcript has 10 exons. Lineage: Eukaryota; Metazoa; Arthropoda; Insecta; Hymenoptera; Vespidae. The coding region runs from base 270 to 2933 and encodes 887 amino acids.
AAUCCAUGGCCUAAACAGUGAUACAGGAACAAUGGAUCAAGAAAAAAAUGUUGGAUACUAUAUAUGGUUGGAGGAAAUAAAAAUCAACUUUGAUGUUGCGAAGUAUAAAAAGUGGUUCAAAUGUUAAUAUGUUCUUUGUACCAUUGUGUCUACAAAUACUUGGAACAUACAUAGUAUCUAAAGAUAUUAAUUUUUUCUUUAAUGAAACAUGAAAUGGCCAAUUACUUCAUUAAAAAACUGCCUUAUAUAUAAUUAUAAUGUGUUGAUUUAUGUGUAUGCAACAAUUUGAAGAAGAUGGGCAAAGCAAGUUGAUCACACGAUCUGCAGCAAGACAUCUUCGUCGUAAGCGAUUGAACGAGGCUCGAAGAGCAAGAAAUCAGUUUCUUGUAGAUUUUAUUAAUGGAGUUGAUGAGAAGAUAAAUCAGGAAACAGAAGCUCACUUCGAUAGUGAGAAGAAUAAAUUGACUAAAUCAAAAGCUCGUAGAUUACGUAAGAAGAAAAAGGCAAAGUUACUGGAAACUUGUAACUGUGAUACUUCUCUUGUCUCAUCUAAUCUUCUACAAUUUGAGCCAAAUUGUUGUAUUAAAUCCGAACAGAAUACUUUCGAUUCUCAUCUUAACAAUGUGCAACAUUUUGAAGAUCUUCUUGCACAAUCAUUACUUUCCUUAGGCAAUCAUAACAAAACAGUUGGAAAAGUUGAAGAGACAAUCGAAUGUGAAUUUAAGUAUAAUAAGCAAGAUAAAGAUAGAUCGCAAUCGUACCUUACACAACUCGUUAAUGUGGAUUCAGAAGAUUCAUCUGACUCAUCUCGAGCGAUUGUUUUCUCAGCAUUACCUAAAUCUAAAAAUAAAGAACAGACUCAUUGUACGAAAAAUAGUCCAGGGAUAAAAAGAUCUUAUCUAGAAUCUUGUAAUAUUAAAGUAGAUCAGUUAUCUGAUACGUUUCCCGUAUCUGAAAAACCGUGUAGACCAAAAUAUUUUAUAACACCUAACGCAAGAAAAGAUCAAGUGGAGAAUAAGAAUAUAUCGUUGAAUAAUAAAACAUUCGAAAAGAAAGAAACAGAAAAUAUUGUUACAUCAGAGACUUGUCCAUUAAAAUAUGAUCACAAUACAAACACGUUAGAAUCUCUUAUUGAUAAACAAAGUGCAAUAGAACCAACUUCUAACGAGGAAUUAAUGUUAAAAAACGAUACAAAUUUUAAUCACAGGACGUUUGGAGAUAAAGAAAGUAAUUCUUCAUCAGUAUUCCAACAAAUAUCAGAAGAAACUUUAAAUAUUGAAACAACUUCAGAGAAUUCUAUUGUACAAAGGCAAUCUAUUGAGGAGCCCAAAGAAUCAAUUUUACCAGUAAAUUUAACAUCAGAUAGUGUUGCUUCAACGAUAAACGUACAACCAAGUAAAAUAAUGGAUUCUAAAGUGACUGGUACAUUUAAAACAAGGGAGGAAAUAAAGGCUGAGCGUGAAGCAAGAAAAGCUGCAAAAGCUGCUACCAAGAGCAAGGGUAAAGUUGCUGCUAGUACAUCUGAAAAGCAGAGUGUUCCUAUUAAAGUAGAUCAAAUGUCUAAUGACAAUAUAAAGCUAAAAACAAGUAUAGUCACAAAGUUAGAAUUGAAUAUAUCUGAGAAUAAUUCAAGUAAUACUAUAGAAGAUAGUACUAUAAAUAUUAAUUCGGAAGCAAAAAGCAAGGCUGAAUUGCGUGCUGAAAGAAGAGCUAAACAAGAGGCACAAAGAGCUGCCAAACAAGAACAAGUUACUGAAAGAACCAAAAUUAAAAGUAAAUGCAAUACGAUUCAAUCGAAACAAGUUGUAGCAACUACAGUAGAAGCUACUGUAGAUGAUUCAAACAAUAAAACUGUCAAGAAAAUAGUAAAAAAAAAUGAACACGAAGUAAAUCUAUUUAAACAUCUAUAUCAUGAAAGAGAGCUUGCCUUGAAUAAUGUUCCUGUACUUAACGCAAAAGUACAUCCAGCUAUAGUAAAACUUGGUGUACAAUAUGCUAAUAAAAUUAUUGUUGGAAGUAAUGCAAGAUGUGUUGCACUUUUGGUAGCUGUGAAGCAGCUUAUAGAGGAUUUUGAACAACCAUCAAAAACUGAUUUUGUACGAGGUCUUGAAGCAAACUUGCAAGAAUCAGUUGCUUAUUUACAUCAUUGUAGACCAUUAGCUGUUUCUAUGCAGAAUGCAUUGCGUCAUUUAAAAUGGCAAAUGACUCAAUUAGUAUCUACAUCUACAGAUAUAGAUGCUAAAAAUAAGUUGAUGAGUUCGAUAGACACUUAUAUUUUAGAACAGAUUCAACUUGCUGAUGAAAGUAUAUCUAUAACUAUACAAACAAAAAUAUCCAAUGGAAAUGUAAUUUUAACAUAUGGAUAUUCAUCAUUAAUUCAAAAAAUUUUAAUGGAUGCAUAUGAUGCUGGAAAACAAUUUCGAGUUAUUAUUGUAGAUGGAAGACCAUGGUUAGAAGGUAAAGAACAAUUGCGACGUUUAACAAAACAUGGAAUUGAAUGCUCAUAUGUAUUGAUUAAUGCUCUUAGUUUUGUUAUGCCAGAGGUGAGUAAAGUUUUCCUUGGAGCACAUGCUAUAUUAGCAAAUGGAGCAGUGAUGUCAAGAGUUGGUACCGCACAAGUUGCUUUAAUGGCAAGGUCUUUUAACGUUCCCGUUUUAGUAGCCUGCGAAACACACAAAUCCUGUGAACGUGUACAGACAGAUUCAAUAGUUUAUAAUGAAUUAGGUAAUGCCGAUGAAUUAAUUAAGCACACUUAUCGUAAUACAAAAAAGUCAUUGCUUCAAAACUGGAGGACGAAAAAAUAUUUAAAUCUUCUUAAUAUUACUUAUGACGUUACACCAGCAGAUUUAGUAUCAGCUGUCGUUACAGAAUUAGCCAUUUUACCAUGCACUAGUGUUCCUGUGAUUUUACGAAUUAAACCAUCGGAGAUUUAAAUGUAUCUAGAUAUAAUGAUAGAUAUUGGUUUUAUAUUAGCCAUGUUUAUUACAUGGUGAAGAAACAUUCUUCAAGUUGAAUUUCAAUGAAUUGAAAUUAAAUUUAUUCAAUGAUUAAGACAUAUUAUAUAUAUAUAUAAUAAUAUUGUACUUAUAUAGAGUACUAAUUUAAAAAAAAAAAAACAACAACAUAUUUAUUAUUUUGAUUCAAUGCAACAUGAUAAUCGUUCGUAUAUUACCUAAUGCAUAUUAUGUUGUAUACUUUGGAAUAAACUUUUUAACUUGGAAGGAUAUGUGAUAAAAGAAAUAUAAA